Messenger RNA from Scleropages formosus (Asian bonytongue), 1742 nucleotides. It is a transcript of the gene ptn, whose product is annotated as pleiotrophin. Lineage: Eukaryota; Metazoa; Chordata; Actinopteri; Osteoglossiformes; Osteoglossidae. The transcript is spliced from 5 exons. Gene Ontology annotation, molecular function: growth factor activity. The record is from RefSeq and is a predicted model, not a curated record. Bases 175 to 660 code for a protein of 161 amino acids.
AGAGAAGAGAGCUCUCUGCACAUUGCACAUCGCACCCUCACCGCCAAAACAGCCGAGUGUGCGUCCAGAGACCUGUGGAACUGCAGCCGUGAAGCAGACAGCGUUCCGGGGGUCAGAGAGGAAAGAGAUAACUAACUGCAAGCAAAGUGCCCCUUCCGCUCCUCCUUCCCAGACAUGUACAGAUUACAGCACUGGACUGUGGCAGCAGUGAUGGCCCUUCUGGUUGUCACAGCAGCUGCCCCUGAUGGGAGCAAAGUAGAAAAACAAGGGAAGAAGGAGCGCAAGGCGGACUGUGGCGAGUGGCAGUGGAGCGUAUGUGUGGCCAACGUGGGCGACUGUGGCCUGGGCACUCGGGAGGGCACACGCAGCGGCACCAACUGCAAGCAGAUCAUCAAGACCCAGCGGUGCAAAAUCCCCUGCAACUGGAAGAAGCAGUUUGGAGGUGAAUGCAAGUACGAUUUUGAGGAGUGGGGUGAGUGCGACCUAUCGACGGGGAUGAAGAACCGUACAGGGAUCCUGAAGAGGGCCCUGAUGGAUGCCACAUGCCCCAACACCGUCAGCGCCACCAAGCCCUGCGGCAAAGUCGUCAAGACUAAGCUUCAUGACUCCAAGAAGCCGAAGCGGGAGGGGAAGAAGAAGGACCGUACACUGAUGGACUAGCAGUGUGGUUUCAAAAGUCCAGCACACCCGUCCGGGCUCCGGCGUCUGCUCGGCCCACCAACAGGUCACCGGCUCGGCGGUACCACAAGAGGAGAGGGGUGCAUUUCAGUGAAACUGUAUGAUGUGAUUUAUUCGUUCUCCUACUAUCUGAUAGCGAGACAACAGUAGCUUCUUUUAAUUGCUUUCUUACUGAACCAUAUAAAGGGAUCGGGCCAGUACUAAACCACUCUUAAUAAUCUUCCGGUAACAUAAAUAUUGUAAAUUAUGUAUGUACGCUCUGCCUAGGUGGUGGUUUGUGAACAGCUUCCGUAGUUAGUCAGACGUAGAAUUGUCAAGUCGUCCUUGUGGUCUACGCGAUCUUUGCUAUCUGUGGUGUUCUUAGCGGUUCCAUGUACUGUACCUAAACUGCAGGCUUUUCAAAACUAUAAUGUUAACUCAGGAGUUUCUGAAAAGCUUUUUGAGUUUCUUUGAUAUCACACGAUGUUUCGUUUUCGUCCUUCUGCUGCCCCCAUCCUCAUAUUGAUCAUUCAUCGUGUUCGCGGCUUCCGAAACACGCGUCGCGAUUCCCACGCCACGCGUGCGCUGGUGUCACGUCUGCGGACCCUUGCGAGUGUUUUAUGAUGAUAGGAUCGUUUCCACAUUUCUCAUUUUCAUAGUGUCCAGGUGCAAGAGUCUCAGUUUUACUUACCAUCACUGUUCUGACUUUUCAUGCAUUUUCCUCCUUUCUUAGCUUUUUGGCAAUAAAUAUGCGGUGGAAGGCGUUUAGAAAAUGAAAUAAUUUUGCAAAAUAAAGUUCAAUGUUAAGUCAUUUCAAAGGAUUAUAAUUAUUUUAAGGUUUUAACUCAUACAACCUUGUGUAUGAAGUUAUGAUUUCAUUUUAACUGACUAGAAAUAUGUGCAUAUGCUUUGCUGUUAUGUCCAAAAUAAGUAGCCUUUUUAGUUUGGUUUAUGUAACACCUCACAUACAGUAUGUCACCUCUACCACUGAAGGGUGUAAAACAAGGAAGCAGGAACUGUGGUUUUACCUGGAGUCUGUACCCAUUUUAUUACAUCACACUUUUGCUAAUAAAUUUGUUGUUGAA